AUGUUUAAGCGUCCUCUAGCAAGUUUAGUACGAAUGAGUGCCGUGCUCGGAAAAAAAUCGAUGGUAACAGUAAUGAGAACACCUACUAGACUUCGUCCCAUUGUAGCAACCAACAUGGGUCUCACUUUAAAUCUUUUUCAGAGGAGAUUUGUAGAAUCCUCAACAGAUGGUCAAGUGGUCCCUCAAGAAGUGGUAAACUUACCACUUGAAAAGUACCAUGAAGAGGCAGACGAGUACUUAGAUGCUUUACUAGAUAACUUAGAAGAACUGAGUGAGGCUCACCCAGAUUGUAUACCUGAUGUAGAGUUGAGCCAUGGAGUAAUGACAUUGGAGGUACCAGCUUAUGGGACAUACGUAAUUAAUAAGCAACCUCCCAAUAAACAAAUCUGGCUGGCAUCUCCACUGUCUGGACCUGACAGAUUUGACCUUCUUAAUGGGGAAUGGGUAUCACUGAGAAACGGCACAAAGCUAACAGAUAUUCUUACCGAAGAAGUUGAACAAGCCAUCGCCAAAACCCAAUGA
This is a messenger RNA of Saccharomyces eubayanus, 522 nucleotides long. RefSeq names its product ferroxidase (gene YFH1). Gene Ontology annotation, cellular component: mitochondrion. Gene Ontology annotation, molecular function: ferrous iron binding; 2 iron, 2 sulfur cluster binding; iron chaperone activity. NCBI's taxonomy places the organism in Eukaryota, Fungi, Ascomycota, Saccharomycetes, Saccharomycetales, Saccharomycetaceae. The record is from RefSeq and is a predicted model, not a curated record. Gene Ontology annotation, biological process: intracellular iron ion homeostasis; iron incorporation into metallo-sulfur cluster. The coding region runs from base 1 to 522 and encodes 173 amino acids. The transcript has a single exon.